AGCCAGUUAUUUGCGGGUAGGCGCUGUAGCCAUUUCGCCACAUGAAAGCAUGAUGCGCUGAGCGACCAACAUCCGAGGAGUUGGUGAAGGGAAGUCAGCUUUGAGAAUCUCCGCGGGCGCGCGCACACAUGCGAACCAACUCGCGCGUGAUUACGCACGGCGCACGCACGCACACACCUCCUCCUCUUCCUCCGCGGAAAAAACAGUGAGAGAAAGAGGAGCAGAGUGAGAGGGUAGACCAACUUCCAACUCUCCCAUGUGGAAAGCAGAGGUUUGCAGAGAAGGUGCAUUUUUUCCCCUCUUCGGAGCUUUUUCCCACUCUGUCCCUCUCUUCCUCUGAGUGGUUUGCUUUUUUUCUUUCUCCCCUUCAUCCCGGAUAUUUCCGUUUCUAUGAGAGUCUUGCUCGGCGAGGAGAGAAGUUUGGUUGUUUGCCUGGUCGGCUGAGGAGAAGGUGGAGAAGAAGAAUCUGGUGAGAAGUGGGGAAAGAUGGUCCACAACGCCGCUUGGAGAAGGAGCUUCCUGUGCGUCCUGGCGCUCUGUCUCAGCUUUGCGUCCCCGCCGUGCAAAGCUCGGAUUUACACGAACCACUGGGCAGUCAGGAUAGCCGGCGGACCCGAGGUGGCCGAUCGAAUAGCGGAUAAAUAUGGCUAUAGGAACAUGGGACAGAUCGGGGAUCUCAAAGACCACUACCACUUCUUCCACAGUCGAACUAUCAAGAGGUCCACUUUAUCUAGCCGUGGCCGUCAUAGUUUCAUCUCCAUGGAGCCAAAGGUGGAGUGGAUAGAACAGCAGGUGGUGAAGAGGAGGAUCAAGAGGGAUUACAAACCUGUCCCACCCCUGUCCCAGACGAGCCCCGCCCACAGCAUCAGCUUGGCCCAAAACAGCAUUUUCUACAAUGACGCCAAGUGGAGCAGUAUGUGGUACAUUCACUGCAACGACGACGUCCACAAUUGCCAGUCGGACAUGAAUAUCAUGGGAGCGUGGAAGAGGGGCUACACGGGUAAAGAUGUGGUGGUCACCAUCCUGGAUGACGGGAUUGAGAGAACCCACCCGGACCUUUUACAGAACUACGAUCCUCAAGCAAGCUACGAUGUCAAUAGCAAUGAUCUGGAUCCCAUGCCGCGAUAUGAUGCAACCAAUGAGAACAAACACGGCACACGUUGUGCAGGUGAAGUAGCUGCGGCUGCAAACAACUCCCACUGCAUUGUGGGAAUCGCCUACAAUGCCAGAAUAGGAGGUGUCCGAAUGCUGGAUGGAGAUGUAACAGACAUGGUUGAGGCCAGGUCUCUGAGCCUCAACCCGCAGCACAUUGACAUUUACAGCGCCAGCUGGGGACCCGAUGAUGAUGGGAAGACUGUGGAUGGACCAGCAUCUCUGGCCAGGCAGGCAUUUGAGAACGGCAUCCGCAUGGGAAGAAAGGGCCGUGGCUCUAUCUUUGUGUGGGCUUCUGGAAAUGGUGGGCGCAGCAGAGACCACUGCUCCUGCGAUGGUUACACCAACUCCAUCUACACCAUCUCCAUUUCCAGCACGGCUGAGAGCGGACGAAAGCCCUGGUACCUGGAGGAAUGCUCUUCCACCCUGACCACUACGUACAGCAGUGGGGAGAACUACGACCGAAAGAUUAUCACAACAGACCUGAGACACCGAUGCACAGACAGUCACACAGGGACAUCGGCCUCGGCUCCCAUGGCAGCUGCCAUCAUUGCUCUGGCCCUGGAAGCAAAUCCUUUAUUAACUUGGAGAGACGUUCAGCACAUCAUUGUAAAGACCUCGAGAGCCGGACAUCUUAGUGCUCCUGACUGGAAGACUAACGGUGCUGGUUACAAUGUCAGCCACCUGUACGGCUUUGGCCUAAUGGAUGCUGAGGCAAUGGUGAAGGAGGCGGAGCAAUGGAAGCAGGUCCCCGCCCAACACGUCUGCGUGGAGACUGCCGACAGACAAAUCAGCAGAACCAUCCGUCCGGAGCAUCUGGUUCGCUCUGUCUACAAGGCGACUGGAUGUUCGAACAACCCCAACCUCAAAGUGGUCUCAUUGGAGCAUGUGGUCGUACGCAUUACAAUCACACACCCUCGUCGUGGGGACCUGUCAAUCAACCUGACCUCACCAUCAGGAACCAAGUCUCAGCUGCUCGCCAACAGGUUGUUUGAUCACUCCAUGGAGGGCUUUAAGAACUGGGAAUUUAUGACCACCCACUGCUGGGGAGAGCCAGCAGAAGGCGACUGGAUCCUGGAGAUCUACGACUCACCCUCUCAACUCCGCAGCCAGAAAGUGCCUGGAAAGUUGAAGGAGUGGUCUCUGGUGCUGUAUGGCACCGCUGUCCAUCCGUACUCCACACAGCCAAAGCCUCGCAACGCAGGUGAUCAGCAGCCAGUUGAAGAGGAGUACAAUGGUCCCUGUGAUCCUGAAUGCAGCAACAAUGCCUGUGAGGGUCCCGGACCACACCACUGCAAUAACUGCCUCCACUACUUCCUCAAGUUCAAGAACAACACCAGGAUGUGCGUCUCAGAGUGCCCCAGUGGCUUUUUCCGCGAUGACAGGAAGCGCUGUAAGAAAUGCUCCUCCAUGUGUGAGACCUGUGUCGGCAGCCGAAGUGACCAGUGCAUCACAUGCAGGACAGGUUAUCACCUCAUCGAGGGCUCCAACACAUGUGCUGCCAACUGUGCCGACGGCUCCUUCCUCGACAUUGAUUCCAACAUUUGCAGAAGAUGUCAGGAGAACUGUAGGAGGUGUACCGCCUCCAAUAUCUGCACCGAGUGUAAACCUGGAAUGAGUCUUCAAGGACAUAAGUGCCAGAUGACCUGUAACCCUGGAACCUAUUUCAACGGCCACAGGAGGACGUGCGAGCCUUGUCACCGGGCAUGUGCCACCUGCGCAGGAACAGGCAUAGAGGCGUGUACGAAAUGUGCUGAUGGCUAUUUACUUGAGGACUGGCGGUGCGUGUUAACAUGCAGCCCUGGUUACUACCUGUCAGAUCAGAUCUCAGACAACGGGCAGGUGCAGAGGUCCUGUAAGAAAUGUGACAAUAGUUGUUUUGAGUGCCUGGGACCUGGGGAGCUAAACUGCAGCAGCUGCAACAGUGGCUACAACCUGGAGGCGGGAACCUGCGUAGUUAGCACCGUCUGUAAAGAUGCAAAUGAAGAAUCUUGGGCGGAAGGCGGUUUCUGCGUGCUCGUUAAAAAGAACAAUCUCUGCCAGAGGAGAGUGCUGCAGCAGCUGUGCUGCAGAACGUGCUCGCAAAAGGGGUGACGGGACAUGGUCGGCGGGCACAUACGGAGUGCAAGGAAGGGGAGGGGACGCGGGGGCACAGGGGGCAACCCUCUGCUUCUUUAACCUCCUCCCUCCCUCCGUCUGCCCGAGCAUUCACAGUCACAUAAUUUAUAAGAAAAUCUGUGCCUCUUUAAAGGACUGCAUCGGAGGUGCGAUGACAGGACUACAACAAACCUACCUUUUUCAGUACUCGGACAUACACGUGGUCAGGGUGCAACACGACUGGGACUUACUUCAAGAAAAAUGAGCUUAUGAAAACGACCACAAAAAAACAAGCAAAAGAAUAAACAUGUUGGUAUUUUGUGACCAAAGCAUUGAUGCCAAAAUAAUCGAACCUUCUUUUUAUUUGUUUCCAGUGUACAGAGCAUAGUUAAAAAAAGCAAAAAAAAAAACAAACCAGGAUCCUCUCAGCCUGCGAAUCUAUCAAUACAUCUGAGUGCAUUUUUUGUUUUGGCCCCUUUUUCUCAUCUCUUUCCAGUGCUAACGACCAACAGAUGGAGAAAGGGAACAUACAGUAGGAAAGGCCAUGGUUUUCUGCCUGUAAAUAUACGUCAAAGCAGGGGAGGAAUAAAAAUGUAGCUCACUCGGUAAUGUGAAAAUAAUGUCUCUGGGCUGACUUAGACUGUUUGAGGGGAGAGAAGACAAAUUCACACUUUAAUAUGUACCACACAUGCAGUGCACUGAUGCAUAUGUAUAUUUAUAUAUACACCACACACAAUCACCUUUUAGACAUGAGCGCAAACACAUAACUCAGCCCUUACUUGAAGAUAGACUCAAAUAUUGUCAACGUACGCCAAGACUGAUGCACGUUACUGAGCAAAAGCAACUCUUUUCAUUUACUUUAAACAUCCAUCAUCCUCUGAGUAGUGUGUGUGUGUGUCUGUGUGUGUGUGCAUGAUUAUCUUCAUUGCUGUGUCCAGGAGAUUGCCAUUAAUUCUUGAUGUAAGCCCAGACGGCAUUGAUUCAUUCAAGAGUCGAUAGUCAUUCUUUCCAGAUCUUUCUGCAGGGAGUGGAGCUCCGCAGUAAGUUAUAAUGAAUUUGUGGUACUAGGGAUGUACCGAUGCCACGUUUUUCACAUGCGUGACGAAGAUUUAAGGCUCCCCCCCUCAAAAAAUCCACUGCAGCAAUUAACAGUUGAAAGCUUCGUGUUUUACUUUGUUGAAUAAGAAAACUGCAAUAUCACUCAGACUUGUUACAGGGAUCUGAAAAUGAUGGAAAUGUUGGCUUGUUUUUUCCCACAUGCCCUAUAUGACACAACUUAAGGGAAAUGAUGUCCAGUAAUGCUAUUGUAACUGUAUCGGUGCAUCCCUAUAUGUUACUGUUCUCGAAUAAAAUAGAAUUUUAGAAGUUUCUGCUCUCUUGAUUCUGUUAUGUUGACAAUAUGCAUGAACUUGAGCUCCCCACAACCGUUUGGAUACACAGGCCAGAAGUAAUCCAGCUACUGCCGUGUUUCAUUGUCAGAUGAAGCUCACUGAUGGGCAGUUCAGUGGUAAAUGGCUGUCCACAUUACCAUCUUAGUUAAUAUUCAAAAUUGGAUCAUUUUGGUAAAACCUGUGUUUUUCAUGCUAAAACGGUCAUCCCAAAUUUUUUUCUUUUCUUCCCAUUUAAGAACUGUCAGUCACGCAUUUAAAAGAAAAAAAAAGGUUGAUAGGUGUCAUAAAGCUGUGUUUCCCUCCUGUUAGUCUCUGAACUUGACCUGAUGCUAAAUUGAGACGAACAAACAGACAGGAAAAAAGAAUA
This is a messenger RNA of Cyprinodon variegatus (sheepshead minnow), 5007 nucleotides long. RefSeq names its product proprotein convertase subtilisin/kexin type 5 (gene pcsk5b). The coding region runs from base 487 to 3246 and encodes 919 amino acids. Gene Ontology annotation, biological process: peptide hormone processing. Gene Ontology annotation, cellular component: Golgi membrane; trans-Golgi network. Gene Ontology annotation, molecular function: serine-type endopeptidase activity. The transcript is spliced from 21 exons. The record is from RefSeq and is a predicted model, not a curated record. Lineage: Eukaryota; Metazoa; Chordata; Actinopteri; Cyprinodontiformes; Cyprinodontidae.